Molecule: messenger RNA, 7125 nt
Organism: Drosophila elegans
Lineage: Eukaryota; Metazoa; Arthropoda; Insecta; Diptera; Drosophilidae
Gene: Gfrl
Exons: 20
Coding region: 519-4421 (1300 amino acids)
Biological process (GO): nervous system development
Cellular component (GO): signaling receptor complex; external side of plasma membrane
Molecular function (GO): signaling receptor activity
Source: RefSeq, a predicted model, not a curated record
CUCGUGACGAACGGACGCGCGGCCAAUGGCAUACGGGCAGCGCGACUCAAUCGGACCGCUUUUUGGGCUUCAUUUCGAUGCGACUCGAGCGGAAGCGGAAAUACGAAUGCGAAUGCGAAUGCCUACGAAUUGCCAAUGGCACGGCUGAAAUGUGUGCGUGCCGCGUGCGAUGAUCGUCGAGUAAAUAAAAUAUCCAGAAACGUGAUAAGGCCAAGUGAAAUCGAAGCUAAGCUGUAAAUCAUACAGUGUCAGCAAACCCAGAAAAAAAAUCAGUCGAGUGUGCUUUCUUUACCCCGAGAUUUGUGCCACUGCAUAGUAAAGCAAACAAAAGUGAUGCAGUCGCACAAAUAAAAUAAACACAUUUCAAAGCUCAAAGCAUGUGUGAACUCCGAAACAUGAAAAUAAUGCCGCACAGUGCUCGAAGCACAAAUUAAGCCAGCGGGAGUGGUGAAAACAAAUAGAAAAAAUCAACUUUAACCAACAUUUGAAGUGGCGGAACAGGAGGAUAAAACCACAACAUGACCCGCUUUCGCAUAAAAAACCUGAAAAUCCUCUCCUGCUGCCUCAGCCUGUGGGUGGUGCUCUUCGGUGGUGCCCUGCAUCUGGCGCAGGGCAGCGAGUUUCCCGAGCGCGAGUGCUGCGACCUCACCACCACCUCCACGGUGGGGCCUCUGCCCAUGCCGCCUGCCGCGCUGCCCACCGACAAAUCGCUGUCCUCGGCCACAACGGCCUUGGAAACGGAUCUGGCCAUCGGACGAUCUGGUUCCACCAUUAAGGGCGUCGUGGCCAUACUGAAUUGUAUCCUGGCACGUCAGCUAUGUUUCGAGGAUCCCUCAUGUUCGGCCAUAUUGGAAAUUAUACCGCGUGUCUGCGGGCCCAUACCAGUGUCCUGCAGCACGGUGACGGUGACCAAGUGCCAGGCUGCCCUCCGCACCCUGCAGGCCUUCCAGUUCUUCCGGCCCACCUGCCUGUGCAAGGAGCCCGGCAUGGAUCCCGACUGCAAUCACUUUCGAGACUUUCUCUUCGAUCACCCAUGCGGAUUCGUACUGAAGAAAGCCGAGAAGGAUCCUUAUCCCAUUGAUGCACUACCAACUUGCAACCAUGCUCUGUCCGUCUGUCAACAGGAACGCAAAUGCCUGAAGCUCUUCGAGGACUUCAAAACGCAUUGCAAAGUGCGCGACAACAAGUGCAAAAUGGAAAACAGGGACGCCUGCCACGAUUCCUGGACCAACCUUCGGCUGUCGCCCAUGUUCGGAUGCAUCUGCCCGAACAACCAUAUGAAAAAGCGCUGUGAUCGUAUCUUUAAUAUUGUUAAUCACAACCCGUGUGUGGAUAGACUAAUAUUUUUCCCCAACGGUCUGCCCAAAUUGAAGCAACCGAGACCGAAGGCAAAGCCGCGGCCCAAGUCGAAACCGAAACCCAAGCCGAGGCAAAGGCACCACGGCUCCAAUGGCACCGAGCUCAUGUCCAACAAUAUCGAGUACCACGACGAGCCCAACGGAAUGAACGAUCCGGAGGACGAGGGGGAUGGAACGCAGGACGAGGACCCCGAUGGCGACGUGGAGGAGAAUCAGGAUGAGGAUGAGGACGAGGAGGAGGACGACGAUUAUGAUGACCGCAUACGAGCCGAGAUUUAUUCGAAUUACCCGCACUACCUGCAUCCGCCGUCGUGGGGCAUCAACAAUCCCCUGGUCCUGGCCUCGCACAGCCCGCACACUUUGGACGACGACGACGACGUGGUGGUGGAGGUGGUGGUGGCCAACAAGAAGCCACCGCUGCAGCCGCUGGAGCACGACGUGGUGGUGGUGGUGGAUGCCGGGCCGCACUCCCACACCCAUCCGCACUCGCACACCUUCUACAGUCAUGGCGAUCAGGGUUCCACAACGGGAUCUGGAUUGGGCUCUGGCUCAGGUUCUGGACUUGCUGGCGCAGCACCCACUAUUCCCAGCCCACCUAACACUGGCACCAAAAUGCACAAAACAGCACCACUCGGCGAUUUAGUUGCCGGCAGCGAUAUAACCCACCGCACCUACACAGGCCCCUCGAUGGAUGAACGAGUAAGAAUAUUGGGCAUGGACGAGAAACUGCAUCAGAGAAUCUUCAAUGAUAAUUUGGCCCUAAUUGAUACGCCACUUAUAGCCAUGGGCACCGGCUCCGGUUCCGGCUCCGGCUCCACGGUCACCUCAUCCGGAUCCGUUUCCGGUUACGGCCUGGGAAUGGGCAUGGGCCUGGGAUCGGGCAUGGGCAGCUUUAACUAUCCGGGCUCGAUGCACGGCGUGCCCAGCUAUCCGUUCAAUAUUAGUGGCUUCCAUCAGCGACACAUGGCAGCGGCGGCUGCCGAUAAUGAACCAUUCGAUAUCAUUGAUACGGGCUUGGGCUACGGCGGAAACGGAAACGCCGGUGUUUACUACCAAAGUGGUCAGGAUGUCGAAGUUGACCUCUCAACGGAAAUAAUCAAGCAACACUUUCAGAGUACCUGUCACACGGCAUUGGACACUUGCCGGGAAGAUCCGUCCUGCUCAUCGUCCUUGCAGCCAAUGCUGACACACUGCGAGCUGCAUCGGUGCAAUCGCAACGCGUGCAUGUCCUCGUUGCAGGCCUUCUACAAGGGUCCCCACGAGGACCUCAAUCUGGACAUCGCCUUUUGUCUAUGCAAAAAAACAAGCAGUAACCAGCAGAACGGCAAUCGGCACGACAUGUGCAUGAUUGCACAGGAAAAACUGCAUCCAGUGUGCGCGCAGCGACCGCCCGAUAACAGCAAUCCGGCCAGCUCCAAUGGCAUUUACUACCAUCCACCGCCCGCCUGUCACGUGGUCGCCGAGAGCUGCAAGGAGGACCGCGAGUGCAGACUCAAGUUGGAGUAUUAUGAGCAGGCCUGUGCCGUGGACAGCGUGACCAAAAAGUGCGCCGGCAGACCGAGUGGCUGUCGUACGGCCAUGAUUGGCAUUCUGGGCACUAUGUUGAGGACGACCUGUGCCUGUCAGGGAACGGAUCCCCAGCACCUGUACCAGUGCGUGGGAUGGCGGCGCCUACUCUGGAUGAACCCCUGUGUGGUUGAGGCUCAAAAAGAUUUCCAUAUGAAGCGAUUGGCUGAGCUCGGUUUCCUUACAACCACAACAACGACGACCACCACGACGACGACAACAACGACGUCGACAACCACGCGUGCACCACCGCCCCCACCUCCGUCCACCACAACAACAACGUCGACGACCAGCCUGCAGCCAAGGCAGACGCCAAGGAAGCCGGCGACGCACAUCUUCAAGGACGUCACUGCGCCAAAGGAGAAAUCAGAGCCAACAUCGGUGGAACACAAUUAUCUCGAUCCGCCCGAUUCAAUACCGCUGCCCAGCGUAAAUGUCGAGAGUGGCGGAAAUGGCGGAAAUGACGAUUAUCACAACGGCAAUGGACACGGAAAUGGAAAUGGCAAUGGUAACGGCAACGGCAACGGCAAUGGCAGCAGACGUAAAAAUGGCGGAAAGGGACGUGGCGGCAAUGUAGAUUUCGAUGAUCCAGUAAUUUUCGUCGACCCAAGGGAAACAACAGAAUUUGUGGGCAUCAGCAUCACGGAGCCGGUAACCACAACAACCACAACAAUGGCCACCACGACAACAACACAGCCGCCAAGAAACUGUGUAGUCCAGCGACCACGCCAGUCGGAUCAACUUAUUCGAGAAGGCAGCAGCAAGCGGAUCUACUCCUUGGACGACGUCGAGUGCAGUGAGCUGUGCAGCUGCGGCGAGUCGCUCACCCUCACCUGUCACGCCCUCUGCGUGCCAUUCGCCCCAUGUCGCACCGCCCUGGCCUUCUACAGCCACGCCUCACCCGCCUACCAGGCGUUCCGCGGACGCUGUUUGUGCUACUCGGGCCGCUUCAUCUGCAUGAAGCCGCCGCUCGGGGAGUACAUUCUGCCAGGUGGGAUAUUCCUACUGCUGGGCUACAGUGCCGCCGACGAGGCUCUGCUGAGGCCCCACACCAACCUAGGGGUGCAGGAUGCCGUGCGAGCCCUGCAGCAGUACGUAACCACAUACAUCGAUAAUCAGACGCAGUGCACCCUAACCCUGUUUAAUAUGACCGAGGAGAACAUCAUCAUUGCUGCGCGUUUGCCGCACGACGGCAAACUAAAGGACAUUGAGCUGCUUCGUAAGGAGAAGGACGAGUGUACCGCGAUACUGAAGACCAUCAGUCAUCAAAUCAAUAGCGAGCACAGUGAGCUCCAAUCCCACCGACUGCUGAGCAUUUUCAAAAUGUCCGAAGUCGAGGUCGUAUGGCCGGAGAGCACCAGUGCGGCGGCCCGGAGUGGACACGGUCCGGGUCAGUUUGCCGGAUGCCAAUGCCACCGGCUGCUCUACGCGGCGAUGCUCGCCCUGGCAUAUCUCUCUAGCUGGACAACGCUGCGGAUGAGCGAUGUGGCGACAUGACAGCCGCAUAGCUGAAGGAUUAGAGCAAGGACAAUUGCAUAACUGUACGUAGUAGAUAUUUUAUGUGGAGCGAUAGCGAUAACUCUAAAUUAUAAAGAUAUGGAGCAUACUCUUAGGCGCCGCACAUGGCAUAUUGCAAAAUAUCAUAAUGUGUUGUAUACAUCUAGGGGCUAGUUCUGUAUUUAGCUGCGAUUUUUGUGAAGCUUUGUUGUUGACCUCUGGCGAUGUUGCUGUCUCUUUUGAUACCUACAUAUGUAAAGCAUUAUGGUAUAUACAAAACAUGUAGAGCAUACGCCUAGAAAACUUAUCUAGAUUUAUCUAUAAUUUAAAGUGAAAGGAAACUGCUGUCUACAUAAUAAUAUUAUUAGCAAAUAACAGAGACAAACUCGAUAGUUGGAUUUGAUGUGACGUGUAUAUAGAAGGCAUUCGUAUUAAGUACUAUCCGUAGCUAGUGUUUUAUACAGUAAACAAUACACACAACUCCUGUCUGUCCGUAUGUCCGUCUGUCCGUUCGUCAUUAUCGCACCCAAACGCACACAGCAUUCAACAAUUAACGCCCAUUGCUUCGCUCUUAUUGUUUGCUCUUUAAGCACUAUAAAGUUCUUGGCUGCCUCAAUUAAAAAGAAUUAUUAACCGCCUUUACAGUGUUUACUUUGUUAAAGGAUGUGAGUGCCUCUCCUGGAUAUGCCAGCUCUCUUUUGAUUUUUAAUUACAUUUUAAUGUGGUCUGGCCUCCGCAAUUUUCCUUCUGCUGGGCAAACAAAUAAUAGUCAGGCGUGCGAAUGAACUCAUUUAACACUCGCGUUCGCGGAUGAGCGUGCAAAACGAUAUUGUUAAUUUAUUUCAUAGUUUCAGUUUCGUUUGGAGGCGCGAAAACAAUUACGGUUUCAUUAUCAAUUAUGCGCUAUGCAUUUCGAUUGUUGCCACAAUUUCAGCGGGCCGAGAGCCUCGACCUCGCCUCGUUUCAACAGGUUUCAUUGCUUGCCCCAGAAUCCUGAUUACCUCUUCAGUUUGCUGUACAUACUCUUAACAACUUGAACUCAAUUUACGUAAUUAAUACUAACAGUACAUAUCAAUAUGAACACCUAAACGAGUUUUACACAGAAACGAAAUUCUUACAAUGUCCCUCGAUUGCUCGAAUCUUUUGUACAUAGUUCUUUAUAUGAAAACUAUACAUAGUAUUUACAACGAUAUACAAAAAACACGCCUAAGUCAACCUUAUAAACUAUUUGUGACUACUUGAUUCCCUUGAAAAAUGCUUAAAAGAACUGUAAAUUUAACCAAACUUCAGUUGAGCCUUAAAUAAAGUAUGUAAAAAAGAGGAAAAAUUGCUAUUGUAAAUAAAUAAGUAACAACACCUGAGUGAAUGGAACAUCUAUGAAUAUUAUUAAUUGAGUGUUUGACAUAUAGACACACGCACUACUCACUUUAAGUCUAAGCUUGACCAUUUGAACUUGUAGCGGUGUGAAAUGUGCGGAUAUUAAAAAUGGUCACAAUCAUGAAAAAAUGUCUUCCUUAAUGCAUAUACUUGGCGAUAUGUAUCAUGUUUAUACACAUAUAUAUAUAUACACAUACUAACCUAUACGAUAUCUGGCAAGUCCCUAGCCUGCGCUUCAGUUAGACAAAGAAUAAUGUAAUAUAGACACCAAGGGCUAAACCAUAUCACUAUCGAAUAUCCUUGCAAGUUAUAACACUGUUGACACAAAAAAAUACUAACCGCAGCAUAUCUAAGUUAAAUAUGCCCCUAAAUAAAUAUAUAUUUAAAAAUAUAAUGAAAUAUACAUAUGCGUAAAGUUAUGAACGUUAGAAAGCAUUGAAAACUACUUUAAUAGUCUCUAGAGAAAGCAACGCUUUAACCUAAAACUAAAGGCAGCAACAGCAGAAAAGUGUAAAGUUUAUUGGAAACCUGCUUAAAAUAAAAAAAUCUAGCUAAAUAUUAGACGAAUUUAAGGCAAUAAACUUACUAAAGGAAUAGAGCAAAUUAGUAGAAUUGUUGGGGCAUUGGAUUUUAGUUCAUUUGCUAUCCUAUCCAUAUCGUUUAAUGGCCAACGAAAGCAAUAACCAAGUCGUUAUAGUUUUGGAGCAUAUCAGUGGCAGGUCGAGUGUAUUGUUUCAUCUCAUCCCCUCACUUUUAGGGUGCGGACAAAGCGUAGCUACAAUGUAAAGUACCGUUAAAGAAAAAAGAUAAAUGAAAAGUGAAAAAUGAAAAAUGAUAAAUGAAGAACAAGAAGUAAAGGAAGAAAGGAAACUACAAAACAGUCGCAUUAAUGUAAAAAGAAACAAAAUGCAAAAGGAGAACUAGCACUCAAAUGGCAAUCUAAAGCAUGGAGUAGGGCGAAUUCGAAAGGCAUCGUAAUAAACCUUAAACACAGGAAAUACUUUAAAAAUUAUGCAUGAGGAAUACGAGAGCCACACUUUAAGUUUAACACUGUAAGUUGAAACCUUAAAAGUAAAUGAUCUAUAUAUACGAUAUGUUAGGAAUGCAGACGAGUGUGUGUUUGUAAGUUACUGGGCUUUAUGCUAGCGUAUACAAACCAAUUGAGGUGCAUGGAUAAAGAUAGAUUUAAUUAUGAAAUUUGGAGUAAUGCAAUGCGAAUGGAAACCAAGCGAUACGUCGUGGCAUAUUUGUAAUAAAUAACAAUGUAAGUGAAACAAAAAAAAGCAAAAAAUAAAUAAAACCACAAAGUAUAGAAAAUAAAUAAUGG